Messenger RNA from Corythoichthys intestinalis (scribbled pipefish), 2824 nucleotides. RefSeq names its product SH3-domain binding protein 5a (BTK-associated) (gene sh3bp5a). NCBI's taxonomy places the organism in Eukaryota, Metazoa, Chordata, Actinopteri, Syngnathiformes, Syngnathidae. Gene Ontology annotation, molecular function: protein kinase inhibitor activity. The transcript is spliced from 9 exons. Gene Ontology annotation, cellular component: cytoplasm. Gene Ontology annotation, biological process: negative regulation of protein tyrosine kinase activity; intracellular signal transduction. The record is from RefSeq and is a predicted model, not a curated record. The coding region runs from base 284 to 1567 and encodes 427 amino acids.
AAACCAACUAACUAUACUACUUUCUCCCUCGCUUGUCUAUUUGGGUCCCUGAGCGAUACUCGGCAGUGUGUCGCUUGUCUCCCCCGCGGACAUACCGGUGUCCUGGGACCCUAUCCAGACCUCCAAAGACCCUAAAGCACCGCCAUGUGUCCGCGUGUGUUUGGCGAGUGAAGAAGUGUGGGGGGGCUCAUCACUUGCAGGGCCCCCUUACCCAUCAGCUCACACAACCUUGCGUCUCACUGGGCUCUCAUUUUUGUGUGAGCUGAGGACAGUCCUAGUUAAAAUGGACCCUUUACAAAAGGGGACUGAGUAUGAAGAAUGUGCUGAGGAAGAAGAAGAGGUGGACCCUAGAAUACAGGGAGAGCUGGAGAAGUUAAACCAGUCCACAGAUGACAUCAAUCGCUGGGAGAGUGAACUGGAGGAAUUCCGCCAGCGGUUUCGCGCCGUGCUCGUGGAAGCCACCAUGAAGUUGGACGAACAGGUGAAGAAAAUCGGUCGGGCCGUGGAUGACUCCAAGCCUUACUGGGAGGCCCGCAAAGUGGCCAGACAGGCUCAGGUUGAAGCCCAGAAGGCCACCCAGGAGUUCCAGCGGGCAGUGGAGAUCCUGCGGGCUGCCAAGGAGACCAUCGCCCUGGCUGAGGAGAGGCUGCUCGAGGAAGACAGUCGCCAAUUCGACUCGGCCUGGCAGGAAAUGCUUAACCAUGCCACACAGAGGGUCAUGGAGGCCGAGCAGACUCGAAUGCGCAGCGAGGCCGAGCACAAGAAGACGUCGGCCAACUACACAUCGUGUAUCAGCCACAUGAAGCAACUGGAGAAGAAGCUUAAACGCUCCAUCAACAAAUCCAAGCCAUAUUUUGAGCUGAAAGCAAAGUACUACAUCCAGCUUGAGCAAUUGAAGCGGCACGUGGACGAACGCCAAGCGAAGCUGGUGGGGGCGAAGGCCGAGUACCGUGCGGCAUUGCGUCGCCUGGAGAGCAUCUCGGAGGAGAUCCACGCACAGCGCCGCUCCAUCGGGACCCGAGGGCGUGGUGUCGGGGCAGAACUUGACGGAGAGGAAGAUGUCGCGAGCUUUUCAAUGGAUUGCGACGGCCUGUCAAUGGUGUCAGUGUCUAUCGACGACGACUCUGAGGAAGACACUCAAUCCGCUCCUUCCACUCCAUCCACAUCUGCCACCGUCGACACGCCCUCACUGUCAUCUCCGACCUCCUCGCUCCAUGCACCUCCCUCCCCGUCCAGCUCUUCGUCUUCCUCCUGUACCGGUGACCUUGAGGUAGUCAGCCCAUGCAGUUCUCACGGCUCGAACUCUGCGUGCGGUUCCGGGCACGGCUCUCCUCUGCUAGGCCCUCGGAGCCAGUGCAGUGGAGCUUCCUCGCCAGACUGUGAGCAGGAGAGAGGCAACCGAGCAGAAGGCGCUGAGACCACAUUGGAAAGCAGCUUGAAUGGCCUUAACUUGAGCAUUGCACGGGCGCAACAAGAAAACAAUGAUGUUGAAGAAGAAAAAGAGACAGAAUGCAUGAGCAAAGGACUGUCUUCAGCGUCUGAAAUUCUCCUUCUCAAUAAUGUCUAAGCACCACUGCAACUCCAUGAAAGGUUCCAUAAACAUCAGUGUAGCAACGGUAUGUACUAAAGUCAACAAAUUAGCGCAAGGAUGUAUAUUAUGGUGGAAAUCAAAUAGCUGCACCUCCCAUGACUCUUCUUCUUAUGUGCCAUUCAAUGUAUUUUCAUUGUACUUCAGUAUAAUGAUGUUAAAGACUGCAAAAUAUGAUGUAAAUAUCCAUACACCAUCCAUAAAAAUCCAUACACUCAACUCCCAUCCGAAAAAGGCGAGAGUGUAUUUUCAUUUUGUGUGUAUUUUUUUAAUGCUCAAAUUGCACCUUAUAGUGCAGACUGUCCUAUAUUUAUAUUCUGUAUUCUUGUAUUUGGACAUAAUUUGAUGUCGUUCAUGUUUAACAAACAAACAAAGCAAUAAAUAUUUGCUUCACGUGAUUCGAAGAUUGUCUUUUUUAUACUUAUUUCCAGAGGUGGGUAGUAACGCUUUACAUUUACAUUUUAAUUUAUAAAUCAUAAAGUGCCAGAACGUAAAGUACGUAUAACAGCGCAGGGAUGACGAGACGGAAACAGGUCCAGGAACAUACGCAGAAAAAGGUGCUAAAAACAACACGCAAAUGUCCACUUGCCAUGCUGUGGGACUUACAAGCCUCAAUUUCAGGUAAUAUCCAUUGUAUACAUGUUAUGACAACAAUUUACAAGUAUUUAGGCUACACUCUGCACAGCACGGGCAAUUGCCCACAUAACCACAGGUGGGACUUUCAGUAACAUAAAAAAAAAAAAAAAAAACACAAAAAAACCCCGAGAUAACAAUAAAUAGCACAAACCCAUUCUUUUGUGAGUUUCAUCCUACCCCCCCCACCCCCGUAUUCUCUGGCCCCAAAGUUCCCACCUCCUUACAAAUUGUGCAGCCCAAACUCGAAUUUCCAAUAAGGGUAAUGGGUUGUUGUUCCGGCUGUUGGUGGUCCACCUGGCUGACUGCUGGCGCUGGCCCUCACUCCGGGUGCCGCUGAACCUGACCAGCUGCUGCCACGGUAGCAGCCUCCUGCCCCGGCUUGGCUGGCUGUCCGUGAACCUGGCUAGCUUCUGCGGCGUUAGCCUCUUGCUGCACUCAGUCCUGCCUGUUAGCAUGAUCGUUGCAGCUGCCCUCAUCGCCAGUUGUUGCUUUUCAGACUCGUUUUGAACCAUCUUCCUUAUUUAAAAAAAAACACAGUAAAUGCAACUGUUUUUUGCAUGUUGAAACACUGUUUGAUCCUGGCUGGUUGCUCACCAGAUG